This is a messenger RNA of Periophthalmus magnuspinnatus, 1636 nucleotides long. Its product is annotated as butyrophilin subfamily 3 member A3. The record is from RefSeq and is a predicted model, not a curated record. NCBI's taxonomy places the organism in Eukaryota, Metazoa, Chordata, Actinopteri, Gobiiformes, Gobiidae. The transcript is spliced from 10 exons. Gene Ontology annotation, molecular function: protein binding. The coding region runs from base 181 to 1374 and encodes 397 amino acids.
UUACGGAAACAGUCGAAGCCUUCCGAAGACCCGAGGACGAGUCUGCGAUGUAAACAAGGUCAGACACUGCAGCAGAGCGCCCGUGUGAAUACUUACGGGACAGGUAGAUUUUUGCACAAGACGAGGACCAAACAACUUCAUCAAAGUUCUACACGUAGAGGUGUACUUCCCACCAAGAAAAUGAUGCAGUGCUUUCAUUUCAUGGUUGAACCGGUCAAGAAUGUAACGGCCAAGAUAAAGGAGGUGCACAAGAAGAACAAGAGGGAGAAGACGGAGCCCCUGGAUGAGGAUCAGUUAUUUAUUGUGGAGUUGGCCAAAGAUAUCAACCGAGUGUGUCAGAAGUCUGAAGUUCUGGAGCACAUCUGGAACCUCGAUGACACCUGGUCUACGCUCCUCUGCAGAUUCACCAUCUUGGAGUGGGGCAACAUUCUGGAGCAAAAGAAACUUAUGCAAACUGAUGGAUGGCCCGAGAUGGAUGAAAACAGUGAAUUUGAUCUGUAUGAUGAGGACCAUGUUCAACAAGCCAAGGCUGUGAUUCUAAACUGGGUCAAGGAUCUAAAGGCGCAGCCUGAGCAAAGUGUGUGGCCUGGAGAACCCGUGACAAAGGCGUUGGAGGACCUGAAGUCGGCCUGGCGCUGGGGGCGUGUGCCUAGUCUGGUUUCGGCCAUGGAGCUUCUCAUGUGGACCUUGGUGCUGCAGAGUCCAGAAAAGGAUAAUUUACCUCAGCAGUGGCUUCUCUGGAAACAAAAAACCCAGAAAAUAGGUGCCAUUCCUUACAUUCCUCAACCAGUGUGGGAUUGGAUUACUGAUAUGCCAGAGGACAUAACUCUAGACUUGGACACAGCUAACCCUGACUUACUCAUCACUGGAGACAAGCGCAUGCGUUGUGGCUUUGACAGGAAGGAUGUGCCUAACUACCACCAGAGGUUCGAUGGCUGGUGGUGUGCCGUGGGGGUGCAGGGCUUUGGCUCGGGGAGGCACUACUGGGAAGUGGAGGUGGGCGAGCGUGACUGGCGCCUGGGCGUGGCCAAAGAGUCUGCCCUGAGGAAAGGCUUCAAGUCCCUGAACACUGACACUGGAUAUCUGACCCUACGCCUGGAGAGAGGCACUGAGCUGAAGGCUCUGACCGUGCCUUUCACCGCUCUGCCCCCCGGGCUCAUCUCCAGGAAAGUAGGCAUCUACCUGGACUACGACCAGGGCCAGCUGUCCUUCUAUGAUGUGGACAAGCGCUUCCACAUUUACACGUACAACGAGCGCUUCACUGAGAAGCUCUAUCCCCUGUUUGGCACAGUAGAGAUCCUCAAGGAUCUGGUAAUCAGGGCUCCAGUGGCUAAGACCCAGUACCUCUGCCCUGGCACCUGUCUGUGGGCCUGAGAGCACUAUAAAACAUCACAACAUCAUAGAAAAUUAAACAAGUAUUUAAAUCCAAUCAACUAUCCUAAUAAUAUACAAGACCAUCAUUAUGCAAUGAAACCUGCUGUGUGACUGAUAUAUGCUGCUACUACUGUAUGUGAUAAAAGCACUUACUCUGUACUGUACAAUCGCUCUGUAUUUCAAAACUACCCAUUAGUGUUAUACUAUAGUAUAGUAUAUAGUAUAUUGUGCUAUACACACCAUGGAAAUAACAUUUCUAUAG